ACUUCUGUUUCCUCCAGCUGGGUGAGCUUCAGAUUGUAACCAAUCACAAGUGAGCUUUUUGCAUAAAAGGAAGAGGUCAUGUUGUUUGGUAAGGCAGGGAGAGAGGAAGCAUAGGCUUACAUGAUGGCACUCGCACUUGUUUCCAUCAUGUUUGCUGCCAUCCCUGUGGCCUACUGCUAUCCUACUGCCUUCCAGCACCUGGAGGGAACUGGCACAAACCGAACCUCCAUUAAGUUCCUGGCUGUAGGAGACUGGGGUGGAGUACCUUAUCCCCCCUAUAUCACCGCUGUGCAGAAGGCUACUGCUCGAGAAAUGAGCAAAGUAGCAGAGCAGAUGGGAGCUGACUUUGUUCUGGCCCUUGGUGAUAACUUCUACUUCAAAGGUGUGGAUAGUGUGGAUUCCCCUCGUUUUGAGGAAACUUUUGAGUCUGUGUACACUGCAAAGUCUCUCCAAGUGCCCUGGUAUGUGCUUGCUGGUAAUCAUGACCAUGCAGGAAAUGUCAAAGCCCAGAUCGAGUACAGCAAAAAAUCUGACAGAUGGAAAUUCCCCUCUUACUACUAUGAGCUGAACUUCCACAUCCCCAACACAGGGAAAACUUUAACCAUCAUCAUGCUUGACACCAUAAUGCUGUGCGGAAACUCCGACGACUUCUUGGAUGAGAAACCAAGAGGGCCCCUGCACGCAAUUGAUGCUAAUCGUCAGCUGGUUUGGCUGCAGGAAAGGCUGGCUAAGAACAAAGCAGACUUUCUUUUACUCGCCGGCCACUAUCCUGUGUGGUCUGUGUCCGAACACGGCCCCACAGAGUGUCUCCUGCAAAGGCUUCAUCCUCUGCUCAUCAAAUACAACGCCACUGCUUACCUCUGCGGUCAUGACCACAACCUGCAGUACAUAGAAGAGUCUGGUGUGGGCUAUGUGGUGAGCGGUGCAGGAAACUUCCUGGAUCCUGAUAUCCGUCACUGGAGCCAUGUCCCCAAAGGUUCUGUGAAGUUCUUCACUGGCAAAGCUUCAACACUUGGAGGCUUUGUGCAUGCAGAAGUCACAAAGAACCACAUGAUCCUGACCUUUUACCAGGCGAAAGGCACUUCUCUCUAUCGCACUGUCCUCUCCAAAAGGAAUUUUGAGUAGAAAAUAUUUGCUGUUUAAUUCAGGUUUUUUUUGUUUUGUUUUAACUAUGGCAUUUUCAUUUCAAAGCAAGUGAUGCGUAUAUAUUUUUAAAAGAAUCAGUUUUUACAUGUGAAGCUACUGUUUGAAAAGAAUAAAUGUGAUUUGUAAUGAUUGUGUCUGUCAUGUGACUUAUGGCAGGGGCUGUUCACGAAGGGUUAAAGAGGUCAACUCAAAAUGACUUUAGUGUGACAGAGGAAGGGCUUAGAAUAAUUUAGGGUUAUGAUGAACUUGUACUUUGUCACCACCACUUGUAGCCUCCCAUUGAAGCAUUCAUAAAUAUUGUUUGCUGCUGUCCAAACAAAGUUUCAACCAGUCAGAAAUGAAGUGCUUAACUAAAAUAAGAGU
Molecule: messenger RNA, 1509 nt
Organism: Notolabrus celidotus (New Zealand spotty)
Lineage: Eukaryota; Metazoa; Chordata; Actinopteri; Labriformes; Labridae
Gene: acp5a
Product: acid phosphatase 5a, tartrate resistant
Exons: 6
Coding region: 121-1125 (334 amino acids)
Biological process (GO): bone resorption
Molecular function (GO): ferric iron binding; ferrous iron binding; acid phosphatase activity
Source: RefSeq, a predicted model, not a curated record